Molecule: messenger RNA, 708 nt
Organism: Setaria italica (foxtail millet)
Lineage: Eukaryota; Viridiplantae; Streptophyta; Magnoliopsida; Poales; Poaceae
Product: late embryogenesis abundant protein Lea14-A
Exons: 2
Coding region: 82-609 (175 amino acids)
Biological process (GO): response to desiccation
Cellular component (GO): cytosol
Source: RefSeq, a predicted model, not a curated record
UCGAGGGACACCACCACCGCGCCGUGCAACGAGACUGGCCGCGACGAGAUUCGUCCAUCGAAUCCCCCAUUCCCCUUCAACAUGAGCGCGGCAGAGGAGGAGCAGAGGUCAUCCGCAACCGGCGGGGAGGAGGAGAGGCGCGGCGGCGGUCUGGUGUCAGGCCUGGUGGAUAAGGCCAAGGGGUUCGUGGCGGAGAAGGUGGCGAAGAUCCCCAAGCCCGAGGCGUCGUUGGAGCGCGUCUCCUUCCAGAGCGUCAGCCGCCAGGGCAUCGAGCUGCAUAGCCACAUCGAUGUCAACAACCCCUACUCGCAUCGCAUCCCCAUCUGCGAGGUCACCUACACCUUCAAGAGCGCCGGCAAGGUGAUCGCGUCGGGCACGAUGCUCGACCCCGGGUGGAUCGCGGCGAGCGGCAGCACCAAGUUGGAGCUGCCGGUGAAGGUGCCGUACGACUUCAUCGUGUCGCUGAUGAAGGAUCUGGGCGGGGACUGGGACAUCGACUAUGUGCUGGAGGUCGGCCUCACCAUUGACCUCCCGGUCAUCGGCACGUUCACCAUCCCGCUCACCACCGAGGGCGAGAUGAAGCUCCCCACCUUCCGGGACCUGUUCUGAUGAUUAAAGUAAUACAUUCAUCAAAUGUCUCGUGGACGAAUGUUCCCCCCCCCCCCCCCCACCCCCACCCCCUCGUCUUAAUUUAGUGCUAGAUGCAUG